CGCGCAGCCGCGGUCUCCCUAGUUGUCUACCUUAGCCGCGGUCAGCGUAGUUUUCGACGCGGUCGUCCUAGCCGAGCCGCGGGCGCCGCCGCAGGGAGGGAGCGGCGCUGCGGCCGCCGCCGUCCGAGGACGCCUCGUAUUCUGGGGCCCGGCACGGUGGCUGCGGGCUCGCCAAGCGCAGCCCGCCUAGGAGGAAGGCGGCGGCUCGCGUCCAGCGGGCCGCCGGAGCCGGGAGGAGACCAUGUCCGGGAGGCGCCCUCAGUUCUCCACGACCGAGCGCGUCAUCAAAGCUGUCCCCUUUCCUCCAACCCGACGGCUAACUUUGAAGGAAGUAUUUGAGAAUGGGAAACCUAAAAUGGAUGUUUUGAAAAACCAUUUGGUAAAAGAAGGCCGGGUAGAAGAGGACGUAGCCUUAAAGAUAAUCAAUGAUGGGGCUGCCAUCCUGAAGCAAGAGAAGACUAUGCUAGAAGUGGAAGCUCCAAUCACAGUGUGUGGUGAUGUUCAUGGACAAUUCUUUGACCUGAUGAAGUUGUUUGAAGUUGGGGGAUCACCUAGUAAUACUCGCUAUCUCUUCCUGGGUGACUAUGUGGACAGAGGCUAUUUCAGUAUAGAGUGUGUGCUGUAUCUGUGGAGCUUAAAGAUUAACCAUCCUAAAACAUUGUUUCUGCUUCGAGGGAAUCAUGAAUGCAGGCAUCUUACAGAGUACUUCACCUUCAAACAGGAAUGUCGGAUCAAGUAUUCAGAGCUGGUGUACGAAGCGUGCAUGCACACUUUCGACUGUCUUCCUCUUGCUGCCCUCUUAAACCAGCAGUUUCUCUGUGUACACGGAGGAAUGUCUCCUGAAAUUACUUGUUUAGACGACAUUAGGAAAUUAGAUAGGUUUGCUGAACCUCCUGCAUUUGGGCCAGUGUGCGAUCUGCUUUGGUCUGAUCCCUUAGAGGAUUAUGGUAGUGAGAAGACCCUGGAGCACUACACCCACAACACUGUCCGAGGCUGCUCCUACUUCUUCAGUUACCCUGCAGUUUGUGAAUUUUUACAGAACAAUAGUUUAUUAUCAAUAAUCAGAGCCCAUGAAGCCCAGGAUGCUGGGUACCGAAUGUACAGGAAGAACCACACAACUGGCUUUCCAUCACUCAUUACAAUUUUCUCUGCCCCCAAUUACCUAGAUGUCUAUAACAAUAAAGCUGCAGUAUUGAAAUAUGAAAACAAUGUCAUGAACAUCAGGCAGUUCAACUGUUCUCCACACCCUUACUGGCUCCCAAACUUCAUGGAUGUUUUCACAUGGUCUUUGCCUUUUGUUGGAGAAAAAGUCACAGAGAUGUUGGUCAAUAUUCUCAACAUAUGCUCGGAUGAAGAAAUGUCCUUAGUCGAAGAGGAAGGAGCCACUUCAGUUCGAAAAGAAGUCAUCAGGAAUAAAAUCCGAGCCAUUGGGAAAAUGGCACGGGUCUUUACAGUUCUUCGGGAAGAGAGUGAGAAUGUGCUGAUUCUCAAGGGCCUCACUCCCACAGGCACACUCCCACUCGGGGUCCUCUCUGGAGGAAAGCAGACCAUUGAGACUGGUGAGUACGAAGAUGCCCCUUCCUAAAAGGUGUGCCCCCAUCACCAGGAGUGGUGACUUUGUUUAGAGCCUGGUGCUAGAGCAAUGGAUAUUUAUCUAUCUAGGGAAGCAGGAAUCAUUACCCUUAUUCUUCUUGUACACAAAAUAAUUCAAAGUACAUUGUGAUUUAAAUGCAAACGUUGAAAUAAAUUUAGGGGGAAAAAGUGUAGAAAGUAGGCAUUGGAGUAGGCAAAGUCUAAUAAGAGACAGAAAGUACUGAGCUUAAAAGAAAGUAAAGGUUAUUAAAAUUAAAUUCCCCUUAUGAAAAUACAUAAUCAAGAGAAGGAAGAGGCAAGCCACAGAGAAGAUUUCUGCACUACCUAUUUCUGACAAAGGCCUUGUUUCAAGAUAGACAAUUUUUUUCACCAAGGAGGAUUUGAAGAUGGCCAGCAAACAUCUAUGAAGAUGCCCAGCAUAGUUACUUAUCUGGAAGAUGAAUAUUAAAGCCUAGUGAAAUAUUACUGCAUACCCACAAGAAUGCCUGAAAUUUUAAAAUGUGACAAGAUGAAGAAUUGGUGUGUCUCUGAAGGACUGGACUAGAUAUAGGCUAGUGGGCUUAUAAACAGACUCAACCAUUGUGGCCAGCCAAUAGCCAAUAAACUACAGACAUUUGGACCCAUACCCUCACCUCCAGGAAUAUCCAAG
Molecule: messenger RNA, 2242 nt
Organism: Rattus rattus (black rat)
Lineage: Eukaryota; Metazoa; Chordata; Mammalia; Rodentia; Muridae
Gene: Ppp3cc
Product: protein phosphatase 3 catalytic subunit gamma
Exons: 12
Coding region: 242-1585 (447 amino acids)
Biological process (GO): calcineurin-mediated signaling
Cellular component (GO): cytoplasm; calcineurin complex
Molecular function (GO): calmodulin binding; calmodulin-dependent protein phosphatase activity
Source: RefSeq, a predicted model, not a curated record